CUGCACGGACAUUAGAGUGGGUUAGACUCCAGUGAAGAGCUGCUGAGAGAGCUGUGUACUCAGUGUGGUAUACAGGGCUAGUGUAGUGCUGGGUGUGGAGCUGUCAGUGUGCUGUGAACUCAGUGUUGUUUUACUAGUGAGGAUGUUGCUGACUUUUUAUCUUCUCUUCACUGGGCUUCAAGUUAUUCAAGGACAUUCAAGAGGGUCAGUACUGCUGUCCUGCUACUGCACUGACCUAAACACCAAACCUGGGACAUUAACCUGGACAAAACACAACACAAACAAUGACACAUGGGAGGAGAUAUCCAGAGAGAGUGGUCAGUACAGAAACAGAGUUCAGCUGUUUAAUGAUCACUCUCCAGGAAAUCUCUCUCUACUCAUAUCACACCUGACUGAAGAGGAUGGAGGAGGUUACCAGUGUUUUGUUCAAGGGAGUGGAUACAUCUAUUUUAAACUCACUGUUAAAGGUUCCACAAACACAGAUUCUACCACUACCUCAACUCCCAGCAUGCAUUUCUUCUUUUUCUUUAUUCCUGUUGUUUUCCUCUUGUUGGGACUUGGAGGAAUCACCUACUGGAAAUACAGAGGACAGAGAAAAGGACAGUUGAAGACUGGAGAACAAAGAGGGACGAGGAGAGAGCAGGAGACACAGGAUGAUGUGACGUACUUUACUGUAGUCCACAGUAACACAACCAGCUUACCCACAAUCACCAACACUGGAGAUAAGACUGAAUAUGCCACCAUCAGAGUCAACUAA
Colossoma macropomum (tambaqui) is the source of this 757-nucleotide messenger RNA. RefSeq lists its product as uncharacterized. Bases 143 to 757 code for a protein of 204 amino acids. NCBI's taxonomy places the organism in Eukaryota, Metazoa, Chordata, Actinopteri, Characiformes, Serrasalmidae. Gene Ontology annotation, biological process: cellular response to lipopolysaccharide; negative regulation of T cell proliferation; T cell costimulation. The transcript has 5 exons. Gene Ontology annotation, cellular component: external side of plasma membrane. The record is from RefSeq and is a predicted model, not a curated record.